CGUGUUGUUUCAGUUGUUGCUUCAUCUAUAGCAAGACAUUUUCCUUCCUCUAGUGCUCCAAAUUUUUCUUCAGCUGACCCUCCACAAAUCCAUUCUGAUAUUGUGGAUAUUGAUCCAAUAGUUGCUGCAUCAGUUUCUUCACCUCUUCAUCCCACUCUUUCUUCACCUAAACCUCUAUCUCAAAUUUUUUAUGAUUCUUUGUCUAUUCCAACUACAGUCUCACCGGCAGUAUCUUCAUCUCCUUCAUCUGAAAUCUUGAAAAGGGAAAACUGUGAUUUUUCUCUAAGAAAAGAGCAAAAGAACUUGAAAGCUGUAUCAGAAAAUGAGGAGAAUUCUGACAUUUCGUCUGGCUAUGAUCAUAUAAAAGACAUAACACAUUAUUUGAAAUUUAUUGAAAAAAAUAAGUUGAUUUCUAAUGACACAGCUGAAAUGGUCCUAAAAGAUCUGAAUAAAGCUAUCAAAGGGAAAUUUCCAGGAAGUACCAUUAGUCUGUAUGGAUCUUAUUCUUGUGACCUUGCAGUGAGUACAUCUAAUAUAAACUUUGCAUUGCAAACAAAGUGUAAAGUUCAAAAUUCGUUAUUACUAGAAAUAAAGAAGUGUCUUUCCAGAGAACUAGAAAAAUAUGAUGUUUUGCCUUUUGACGAAGCAGCAUUUGUAAAAAAAUCAAAGAUCUGUGUCAUAGAACCUUACACUGGUAUGGUAUGUGAGCUGAUGUACUUAGGAAGAAGUGAAGAGAAUGCUCAUAAAAUUGCAAGCUUAUUGAAAUCAUUAUGUGCCUUUGACCAUAGAAUAAAGACAUUGUUUAUUGCUGCGAGAAUCUGGGCAGAGGUAUGUUCAAUACUUGAAGCUGAAGAUGGGAAGCUUCCCCCUAUAGCAUUUUCUGUGAUGAUAAUACACUUUUUGCAGCAGCUUGAAAAGCCACUUUUACCAAUAAUAGAUAUUUUUAUGGAAAGCUGGGGGCUCAAAAAUCACCAAAAAUUAAAUACUUCUACAUUAGGUGAGUUAUGGUUAGAAUUUUUAAAUUAUUACCAAACUUUUAAUUGGGAAGACCAUGUUGUAUCUGUUCUUCAGAAACAUCCUGUUCUGAAAAGCUCAAAAUCUUGGAAUACAUGGAUUGCUGUUGAAGAUCCUUUUAGUCAAAAGAAUAUUGCUGAGUCUGUUAAUAGUUCUGAUGUAGCUAAUUUGAUAAAAUCCUGUUUUGCAAAGUUUUAUGGCUAUUUUUCAUUACCUCCUAAUGUACAAGUUGAUGGUGAUUCUCUUGAAAACCGAGAAGGGAAAAGGCGGUAUUCUUUUAGUUCCUGUGAUUUACAGUGUGCAUCAACAUGCGAAAGAUGUGAAAACCUUGGAAAGACAUGUGAGGGAUGCUUAAUGUCUCCUACAUUAGCGAUAGAAGAAUUGCCAGAAUUAAGUCCAUCUUCAAUGGAAAAAGUGGAUCGUGUUUUGCUGGAAGUUUAUGAAAACUACAUUCUUCCAGAGAAAAAAAUAGUUCAAAGAAAGGCUUUUGUUCAGAAUUUAGAAGUUUAUGUGAAAAAAGUCUUUCGUUAUGCUCAACUGACACUUUUUGGAUCAUCAGCAAAUGGAUUUGGAUUCAAAGCUAGUGAUUUGGAUAUUUGCAUGAUUUUAAAAAACAGAAGGAAAGAGAACACCAGUCCUCGACAAAUCCUUAUGAUUCUUAGAAACCAUCUGCGAAGAAAUAAGGAGUUUAAGAAUAUACUGGUUGUAUGGAGAGCACAAAUACCAAUUAUCAAAUUUUACUGCAUUCCUAGUAGAUUUAGAUGUGAAAUCAGUUUGUAUAAUAUAUUGGCUGUUCAUAAUUCUGUACUUCUUCACACUUAUAGCUUACUUGAUGACCGUUGUAAAAUUCUGGGAUGUGCCUUGAAACUUCUGGCGAAAAAAGCUUCUAUAGCUGAAACGGUUUCUAGAACAUUGUCAUCAUAUUCAUAUAUAUUAAUGGUUAUUCAUUAUUUACAACAAGUCAAACCUCCAGUCUUACCAGUUUUACGCAUUCUAGAUCAAAAUGUCUUUGAAGAGAGUUUGGAUAUACCCACUGAAAUUGCUGAGAAAAAUGAUUGGUUAUGCAAAGAUACCCAAACAUUGAAAACACUAUUUAAUAAAGAAUCAAGAAAUGAAUCAUCUGUUGGUCAGUUGUGGCUUGGACUUCUAAAAUUCUAUAUUCAAAUUAAGUCUGAUUAUGUGAUAAGUAUUAGACAAAAAGAAGCAGUGCCUAUUUCAGAAUUGCCAAAAUCAUCUUCUCUAUAUAAUAUUCAAGAUCCAUUCCUUUAUAAAAAUUUAGGCUGUAUUGUAUCCGAAAACAAAGCUUCAACUAUUUGGGCAACACUGAAUAGAGCAAGAUCUUUAUUUGGAAAAGAAAUUCCCAGUUCUGUUAAAGAUUUGAAAGCUUAUUAUUUUGCCAGCAUGAACUUGACUGGGAAAUUUAUUUCUGAUGAAGAGUGUGAAUUGUGUGGAAAAUUUGGCCAUAGCAAAAAUAACUGCCCAAAUAAUUAACACAUGAAAUAAGGAAGUGAUAGACAUAUCAUUGAAAAUUCAUAUCAUUGAAUGCAGUUAUUGUUAAAUUUACUCAGUGCUAUUUUAAAGUGUUCUUGCUUUUAGACAUUGAGAAAGUGUAUAUUUUUAUUAUAUUUGACCUUUUAGUUGUGAUCAUUAUUAUCUCUGUUAUUAUCAUUGUAAAGUUUAAAAAAAUUCUUUUAUAUAUAUGUAAUUUAUUUAAUAUAUGUAAACAUUUGAUUUUACUUAUAUAUAUAUAUUUACUUAUAUAUAAUAAUUAUAUAUGCAUUUUACCUCAAAAAAACCAUCACAUAGCCGUAUCAGAUCAAAAAUCAUGAAUUAUGGGUCUGAAAAUUUUUUUUAUACUCAUAGAAAUAAGAAUAGUUUUCAAAAUUUGUACCUAUUGUUUUAAAACAAUGACAUAUAAUUAUAAUUAUAUAAUUAUAAUAUAAUUACAUAUAAUUAUACAUUAUAAUUUUUUUAAUAUUUUUUAUAAAUUAACUGUUAUGUCUUUUUUACAUUGUUUUUAUUCAAACUCAUUUCAUAUAAUAAUAUGCAUAAUGCUUGUUUACUUUGCUAUUAUUUUGACUGUGGCUAAAGUUAAGGACAUUUAGUGAUAUCUGAGACUUUUAGAGAUUAAAUAUUUAUAUGUUUUAUCUAUUUAGAAACAGUUUAGUAUAAUAGUAUUUUUAAUUUCUUGUGCCAGUUGUUGACAGAUUUCCUGCUUAAAAAUGGUGCAGUGCAUUCAGAAAAAUCUUCGUAUGUCCACAUACACAUCUCUUAAAAGUCGUUUUAAUACCUUUCAAGGAGCUACUUUAUAAAAUGUAUCAUACUCUCUAUAUUUAUGUGGUCUAGCCUAUAUAUGUGAGGGAAAAAAUUUCUACUAAUACUAUUAUUUGACCAAAUGAAACAAUCUGAUAUAUUCAACUAAAUUCACAAUAGAUUUCGUAGACUCAUUAUAAAAAAUUCAAGUUAGUUUAUUUUGUACUGCUUGUUAUAGUCAGGUGUAUAAUUCAUUUAGCUCAAACAAGUUGAAUUUUUUUUUUAAUUGUUCAUUAUUUGAAAUUUCACAAUAUGUAACUACACAGACUAUUUAAAUUUCUGUUCAAAGUUCUGUCACCAUGUACAGAUGUAAGAAACAUAUUUUUUUUUCCUAAAGUUGAAAUUUAGAAUUAGUAUUUGAAAAUUAAUAUUGAAAUCACAAAUAAUAAUUAUCAUUUCUAUGGGAAGAUGUGAAAUUGUGCUUACAUCACUUAUCUAAUUUAAAGAUAAAAAGCUAAAUUUUGUGACAAAUAUACAUAUUAAAUGUCUUUAUUUACUAGUCAUUAUAAAAUCAUAUAAUCUUAUAUGUUAUAAAGCUAAUAUAUUUAUGAGCAGGUUGCAGAGAUCAAGAAAGAGAUUAUGUUGAAUAUGUAUGUAUAUGAUUAACAAUUAAUUUGUAAUAUUUUGAUAUCAUAGUUAUAUUUCUUGACAUAACUGAGUGAAGAAUUUAUAAUUAUUCAAUGUGAAUGCUCUUAUUUUUUGUAACUAUGUGAUUUUUUAUAUCUUUUGAAAAUGAUUGUGGAGAUCUUACCAAAAAUUUACCUAAAAGUGUGCAUGUAAUAAAUGAAAGAUCAUGUGCAGAGUUAAAUACAUUUAUAUCUUAUAGGCAUAACUUUACCUGCUAAAUAAAUUGUUAAUAUUAUUUUGUGUGUGCAUUGUAAACAUAAGAUUUUAAUGUUUUUAAAAAUUUAAAUAAAUAUAUUCUGAUUUAUA
Molecule: messenger RNA, 4260 nt
Organism: Stegodyphus dumicola
Lineage: Eukaryota; Metazoa; Arthropoda; Arachnida; Araneae; Eresidae
Product: terminal uridylyltransferase 4-like
Molecular function (GO): RNA uridylyltransferase activity; zinc ion binding; nucleic acid binding
Source: RefSeq, a predicted model, not a curated record